Molecule: messenger RNA, 2236 nt
Organism: Pristis pectinata (smalltooth sawfish)
Lineage: Eukaryota; Metazoa; Chordata; Chondrichthyes; Rhinopristiformes; Pristidae
Gene: syt10
Product: synaptotagmin X
Exons: 7
Coding region: 148-1728 (526 amino acids)
Biological process (GO): regulation of calcium ion-dependent exocytosis; regulation of dopamine secretion; cellular response to calcium ion
Cellular component (GO): membrane
Molecular function (GO): phosphatidylserine binding; calcium ion binding; calcium-dependent phospholipid binding
Source: RefSeq, a predicted model, not a curated record
CCAACCGCAAAACUCCCGCGGAGAAGAAGUGAAGGCAGCGGAUGGGGCCGGCGCCAGGCAGAUGCAAGCUGCCGCUGUGAGUGUGCGGGCAUCGCGCUGGCCGCGGGGUCCGGCGCCGGGGCAGCACCGGGCACCGGGCGGGCGGCGAUGAGCGGCCCCGCAGCCGGAGCCGCUCCGGACGGGAUCAGCCUGUGCGAGAAGGCGCUGCACAUCGUCACCGAACUCUGCUUUCGCGGGCUGGUGGAACGCAACAGAUGCUAUGAAUUCCUCUUCAGCGGAGAGCGGAGGAGCGGAGUCAACGGAGCAGACAUUUCGGUCAGUCUGCUUGCGGUGGUCGUCAGUUUCUGUGGUCUUGCCCUGUUGGUAGUGUCACUGUUUGUAUUUUGGAAGCUGUGUUGGCCACACUGGAAGAAUAAAGAUCUGACAUCUGAUGCAAAUAACAUCCCUCAGCAAACCCCCAGCCAUGACCCAGAGCCCGAGGAACCUCCAGAGAAAAAGGAAGCUGAGGAGGUCAAAGAGAAUGGGAAGAAUUCUGUGGUGUUGCUGGCGACCGCCAUGAAGAUCAGCCAGACCUCUCCUGAUAUUCCAGCCGAGGUCCAAGCCGCUCUCAAAGAACAUCUGCUCAAACACACCCGGGUGCAACGGCAGACGACGGAGCCCACCUCCUCCUCCAGGCACAACUCCUUCAGACGGCACCUCCCAAGGCAGAUGCACGUCUCCAGUGUUGACUUCAGCAUGGACAGCCUGCCACGGGGAGAGACCACCACCAGCAUUGGGCGCAUCAAACCGGAGCUGUACAAGCAGAAGUCCGUCGACUCCCAGGACGGUGAGAAGGAGGAGCUGAAGACCGGCGGCAAGUUAAACUUCACUCUGAAGUAUGACUACGAGAACGAGAAUCUGAUCGUGACGAUUCUUAAAUGCUUAGACUUGCCGGCAAAAGACGAUUCUGGAACCUCAGAUCCCUACGUUAAAAUUUACCUCCUGCCGGAUCGGAAAAAGAAAUUCCAGACUCGAGUGCACAGGAAGACAUUGAACCCCAUCUUUAAUGAAACCUUCCAGUUUCCCGUGUCCUUUGACCAUUUGAACAGCCGGAAGCUACACUUCAGUGUUUUUGACUUUGACCGAUUCUCCAGACACGACCUCGUUGGAGAGGUAGUCGCGGACAACCUGUUCGAGCUGCUCGAGCUCCCCAAAGACGACACCAUCUGGAGGGACAUCGUCAGCGUCACAUCAGAGAGCGUGGAUUUGGGGGAGAUCAUGUUCUCCCUGUGCUACCUUCCUACAGCAGGACGAAUGACUCUGACCGUCAUCAAGUGCAGGAAUCUGAAAGCCAUGGACAUCACCGGCUUCUCUGACCCGUACGUGAAGGUCUCUCUCAUUUGCGAUGGAAAAAGAUUGAAAAAGCGAAAAACCACCACAAAGAAGAACACGCUCAACCCCAUUUACAACGAGGCCAUUAUCUUUGACAUUCCCCCAGAGAGCAUGGAGCAGGUCAGCCUGUCCAUCACUGUCAUGGACUACGAUCGAGUUGGUCACAACGAGGUCAUUGGCGUUUGUCGUGUGGGCCAAGAUGCGGAGGUACUGGGACGAGAGCACUGGAACGAGAUGUUGGCGUACCCCCGUAAACCCAUAGCCCACUGGCACCCACUGGCAGAGGCACCAGGACGAGCGACGAGUUUUGACAGCCAGGGAUCCUGUCCAUCUCCCAAGCUGCCUCCGUCUCCGUAGGAGAGCCUCGCUCCGAACGGAGCACCCGGAAUUAACAGAAGAGACUGUGGAGGCUGGAAGCAAUCCCACUGACCACGCAGGGGGCAGGUUUGCUGGGGUCACACCGACUAAUUACAGCUGCUGUCUGAUCCUGCCGCGGGGGUCCAUUCUGGGAACUACAGGGGGUGCGAUCUGCGGAUGGGGUCACUUUAAAUCACACGUUGUUUUAUUGUGAGUUAUUUACCGAUGUUGUGACCUUUUGAACCACUUUCUGUCGUUAAGUAAUCAGUCGGAGUCGGGGUGAACGAUGGCAUCAUCAAACGCAGAGGAAUUGGCAGGGAGGUGACUCACGAGGAUGAGGGAGUUUGCGGCCAGGUUCCCGGUGGGUGGGCUGUCAGGAUCUGGGGGCGGGGACCUCGCAACAGGCGCGCAACGUGGUUACCCGUGGUCAGGCACGCACGGCUCCUGACGUUCACAGUCACAAUCCGACUGUUGGUGUCAAUGUGAAAAUCUCACACAGGCUGGCAGG